AUGAGGCGAUGUUUCUAUUUAAUGUGGCGUCAAGAAAAGCGGCUGCCGCGGCGAUUUCGGGAAGUUCCAAAGGAUUUUACGGAAAUCCGCUCCUCUGAUUGCAGGCCUUUGGUCUUCACAGCGAGGCGGCCAGAGCCGCUGCGCGGUGUUACCUCUCUCUCUGACAUUGUCAUUGAUGAAGAGGCCCUGCAAACCAGUUCGUUACAGGAGCUUUCACAGAAGCCAGUCGCAAAGCUGGAUCCGGAACGAAUGGGACUUCCACCGCAUCUAGUGCAGUAUUUACAUCGACGCUUCUCGCAUGAGAAGUCUCCGAGUGGUGCCUCUAUGAAAAGAGAUGACGAUGCGGGUGGGUUUCAGGGAUUGACAAUGGUUCAGGCACGCGCACUUCAACACUUUUAUGCUCAACAGGAUGUGGCGCUCUGUGCCCCAACGGGAACUGGAAAGACAUUUGCUCUUUGUUUGGCUCUUAUUGCUCGUCUGAUGCGGGAUGGGCCGAUGAAACUUUUCUCUGCUCUUUUCCUUGCGCAGAAUGAUCACCUGUGCCGUCAGAUUGCGCAGUGGAUGCGCGAGAUGUGGUGGUAUGAGUCCGAUGAACGUUUAGUGUUUUCUGCUACCAGCGAUUUGCCCUCCAAUGUGGUGUACCAGCGUCUCACGCGGGAAUUCAUCCGCGACGCGGCAGGAAAAAUUGUGGGGUCGGCGGACCGGCGGCCGUACGUGUGCGUUGCGACACCGGAGGUUUUCUGGGAGUUUUUUCAGCGACGAAAGCAGUCCAUUCUUUCCCGUGAGGCGACGUUGGGACGCAAGAAACACUCCUUCGCCCUCACUCCGGUGUUGCCGAGCAUUGAUCUUGUGGUGGUGGACGAGGUGGACGAGGUGCUUCCGUCAACCCGCCCUGACGCGGCGGGGAAUCUGCUGAUGAAGGAGCUCUACCGCUUUGUCAAGUACCAGGCGCCGGUGCAGCUGGUGUUUACGAGCGCGACUCUUGCAGGGUCUACCGUCAACCACGUGCGGCGAUUUUUAAAGAAGAGCGUUCUUGAGUCCAAAACGUCUCGCAUUUUUGAGAGCGAGAUUGAAAGCUUUUCUCAGAAGGCAAAGGCGACAGGGAAUCUCUCAAAGGCGAUUGUCCCUGAUGGGAUUCAACAUCUUUUCUACACCGCAGAUACCCUUGAGGAGCAGCGGGAGUGCUUGGCGGCCGCCAUAAAGGAAUCCGGGCACGGCAUGGAGGGCAACGCGGAACCGACAGGGAAGAUGAAGAUCCUGGUGAUUUUACCGGACUCCGGAAAUGUUGACCUCUUCGUCCAACGGGUUUUGAGACCUGCCCAGCCCGAUGAGCGAUUCAAGGUUGAGCAGAUUGGCACCCAGCAAGGGUCUUGUAAACAGCGGGAGGGGAGAGAAGGAGGAACACAUGCGAAUUCACUUACAACUCACAACUCCCACUUAUCUCCUGCAGAGUCAAUAUAUAUUCGACAGUUUAUUCUUUGUGCUUCCUCUUGUGUGCGCGGUAUUGAUAUCGGCGACCUCACUCAUGUCAUGAUUUUGGCAACCCCGCAAUCUGCCCUGGAUUACGCGCAUUGGUGCGGGCGUGUGGGAAGGUUUGGAGGCCGUGGCGUGUCCAUUGUUAUUAUGAGUCGUUUUGCAGUGCGUAAAAUAAGUCUGUUUUGCGAUACACUGGAAAUUCCCUUCAAGGUCAAGCGACGGCACAAUGCCAUUGAUGUGGACGAGGAAAGGCGGGCCUUUGGUUUUUAG
Molecule: messenger RNA, 1746 nt
Organism: Trypanosoma cruzi
Lineage: Eukaryota; Euglenozoa; Kinetoplastea; Trypanosomatida; Trypanosomatidae
Product: ATP-dependent DEAD/H RNA helicase, putative
Exons: 1
Coding region: 1-1746 (581 amino acids)
Biological process (GO): maturation of LSU-rRNA from tricistronic rRNA transcript (SSU-rRNA, 5.8S rRNA, LSU-rRNA)
Cellular component (GO): nucleolus
Molecular function (GO): nucleic acid binding; ATP binding
Source: RefSeq, a predicted model, not a curated record